GACACACCGGACAGACGCAUCAUGGCGGCGUCCACGCUGAGUCCCGUGCUUUCGCCCUUAAUUAGGUUAACAUGCAAAAGGAACGGAUUUAACACAUUUAUUUUACUUAACCAAAGAUUCGCAUAUUCCAUAAGACUGCAGACGAGCAAUGGCGCUGGGAGCCAAGGUGUAUUAGAGAGAGGCAGUCGGGGCCCGAGGAAACCGAGACGGGCGGCUGGAGAGCCGCGGACAGAGCGGAUGGUGGUGGAUCAGGACUGGACUGCAGUUUAUCCCACCGCUAAGCCUUUUAAACCCGAUGCUGUGCCACUACCAGUGCGAAUGGGCUACCCAGUGAAAAGAGGAGUGCCUCCUGAGAAAAAGGGCAAUUUGGAACUCAUAAAGGUUCCCAACUUCUUACACUUAACCCCAGCUGCCAUCAAGAAACAUUGUGAAGCGCUCAAACCAUUCUGCACCGAGUGGCCUGCCGCACUGGACUCGGAUGUGAAGUGCGAGGAACGUUUUCCCAUCCAGAUACAGACCAAGGACUUCGUGUCUGCUGGACCAUCGCUCAGGAACCCAGACGCUCGUAUCGUCACACUCACAGUAAAGCUGUCCAGUUUGAACCUAGACGACCAUGCCAGGAAGAAAACGAUCAAACUGUGCGGAGAGCGUUACAACAAAGAUACAGACAUGCUCACCAUCACCACUGACAGUUGUCCACUGAGACAGCAGAACUAUGACUACGCCAUGUACCUGCUCACUGUUCUGUACCACGAGUCGUGGAAAACAGAGGCGUGGGAGAAAGAUAAGACACGAGCUGACAUGGAGGAGUACGUUUGGGAGGACAGCCCCUCUCAGAAGAACAUUCUGGAAACUCUGUCGCGUAUGCGUCAAGCACAAGAGAACUUGGAGGAAGAGGGAGGAGCGCGGGAGGAGCUGCUGGGACGGCCAGAGGUGCAGGAGUACAAAAACUCCGUGACCAAGCUCAAGAACGACGGAGAGACAGAGAACAACCUGCAGCAGUACAAGGAGGCAGUGAAGAAACUACUAAACGUCUAAAAAAAAAAAAAAGUAUAAAUAGCUGAAAGAAGAUGCCACUUGUUUCCAUGAAGUUAAAAGAUCCAUGAACAGUUUUCAGCUGUUUGCCAUAAUGCAGUUCUGUUGAUACAUUGGAUCUCAUAAAUGAUCACUUUAAGAUGUUUGAUUCAUUGAGUUUAUCUACCAAAUACCUUCAUUCUGUAUUCUCCGUCUUUCCCGUCUGUCGUCUAUUCUCUUUAACGGCAAAUAAAAUCUUUGCACCCAA
Tachysurus fulvidraco (yellow catfish) is the source of this 1282-nucleotide messenger RNA. RefSeq names its product mitochondrial ribosomal protein S35 (gene mrps35). The record is from RefSeq and is a predicted model, not a curated record. Bases 22 to 1038 code for a protein of 338 amino acids. Gene Ontology annotation, molecular function: structural constituent of ribosome. Lineage: Eukaryota; Metazoa; Chordata; Actinopteri; Siluriformes; Bagridae. Gene Ontology annotation, biological process: mitochondrial translation. The transcript is spliced from 8 exons. Gene Ontology annotation, cellular component: mitochondrial small ribosomal subunit.